Messenger RNA from Saccostrea cuccullata (small rock oyster), 1248 nucleotides. RefSeq names its product heterogeneous nuclear ribonucleoprotein D-like-B. Gene Ontology annotation, biological process: regulation of gene expression. The record is from RefSeq and is a predicted model, not a curated record. Lineage: Eukaryota; Metazoa; Mollusca; Bivalvia; Ostreida; Ostreidae. Bases 46 to 1038 code for a protein of 330 amino acids. Gene Ontology annotation, molecular function: RNA binding. The transcript has 10 exons. Gene Ontology annotation, cellular component: nucleoplasm; chromatin.
CGCAAGCGUGCGGCCAUUUUGCUGAAAUCGGGAGGACUGCACACAAUGGCGGAACAGCAAGAUUACACAUACGAUCAACAGGCAAAUGGUGAAGGGGGAUUUGAACAGUUUGAGCAACAACAACAGAAUGCAGAACCCAUGGAAGGACAAGAAACAAAUUACAAUGCCGGAGGCGGCGGAGAAGGUGGUAAACUUGAGGACGACGAUGAACGAAAAAUAUUUGUUGGAAAUCUCAGUUGGGAAACCUCACAAAAAGACUUAAAAGACUACUUUAGCAAGUUUGGAGAAGUAGAAAAUUGUGUCUUGAAACAGGAUUUGGAAACUCGACGAUCAAGAGGAUUUGGAUUUGUUGUGUUCAAAGAAGUCGCCACAGUUGAUAAAGUUUUAGAAGAAAAAACACAUUCCCUAGGAGGUAGGAAUAUAGAUCCCAAACGAGCAAAUCCACGCAAGAAGGAGGAAGUAAUUAAAAAGAUCUUUGUUGGAAAGGUUGAUCCUAGCUUAACAGAAGCAGAAAUUAAGGAAUACUUCGAAACCUUUGGAGAGGUUAAGAAGAUUGAUUUGCCAUAUGACAAAGCAAAGGAGCAGAGGAGAGCUUUCUGCUUUGUUGAAUUUAAGGAGGAAGAUGCUGUUAAGAAAAUAACAGAGAAGAAUGAGCACAAAAUUAAAGACCAGGAGGUCGAUGUGAAAAAGGCUUUACCCAACUCACAAAACAAAAGAGGCCGAGGGGGCUGGGGAUAUGGUUAUGGAGGAGGACGAGGGGGAUGGCAGGGAUAUAAUCAGGGAUACGGUUAUGGAGGAUAUGGUGGCUAUGGAUAUGGCCAGGGAGGGUAUGGAUACGGAGGAUACGAUUAUUAUGGUGGCGGGCCCAACUACGGAAACUGGGGAGGCUACGAUCAGAGCUACUACAACUACGGAGGAUACGGGGGUGACGGUUAUGACUACUACGGAUACGAUCAAGGUCAACAGCAGAGUACUUAUGGUAAAUCUCAGAAGGGCGGCCGAGGUGGUGGUGGUGGAUACCAUCCAUACAACCGAUAAACAUCACAGAUCAAUCUCAUUAAAGAACAGACAUCUGUGUUGUUUUGUGCUCUUAAUGACAGGGAGUUCAGUUGGAGGGAGAAGGCAGUCCUUUCAUCACUCAUUCUAUUCUCAUCAUUUUCAUUUCCAUUUCACAUGUGAGGAACAUUGCUUAGUUGAAUUUUAUGUGCAGUCAUCAACUUGUAAUAAAACUGAUUUUUUACAAAUUUA